AUGAUCCUACGAUUUCCCACCCCACACAUCGGCUCAUCCAUUUUCUUUUUUAUUUUCUGGGUAUUUCACUACGGGUCCGCUUCUUUUGUCGAAUUCCCGCCGUACAAGCCAAGCGAGCAGUAUAAAUGCGGCGCCUUCUUGCGUGGACGGGUCGACGAUCGGGCACUUUCGCUGUACUACAGCGGCAUACGACAGUUUGUUGAUUGGGUGUCGCAGCCGUUUCCGCACCGGGAAUUGCUUUCGAACGAUGCCCUCCGCGGUGUCUUCAAGGAGUGGCGUGGCUCACUGGAGAACCGUUCCCUUCAGUGGUUCUCGUGGCAACAAUGGUGGUUGGCGGUAGCCGGAGGACUUCUACUGCUCUCCGUCCUCUUCCCGGUCAUCUAUGUGUUAUACAGAUGUUGUCUCUGUUGUUGCGAAGAUGACGAGAAGAAGACGACCACCGACUCGCAGUACGACGGGUGCAAGCGGAAUUUUUUGAACAUUUGCAUCGCCGUGCUGAUCGUCAUUAAUGUCUUCGCUGCCGCGACCCUCCUCGUUACAUCCCAGUACGCAGAGUACGGACUUGACGAAUUGCCGAACCGGUUGAACCAGUGCGUCGACGACUUGAACUUGUACAAGCGGGAAACGGACUUGAAAAUCCGCAAGUUACUGAUCGACGACUUCAACCUGGUGUCCAACUCGUUAAUGCAACAAAUUGCUCACGCCGGGCAUGCCGUAGUUGAUCGGGUCAAGCGGGCAACUGGUGCUCAUGCCAUUGAUGUAUUCUUGAACAUCACGCAAGGAGCCUCAGAUGUCCGCUUCAUCCUCUCCGAGGUCACCCAACAAACCCGUGAGCUCAACGAAGCCGCCGGGCAGUUCGCGGUGGAAUUUGGAAGAUUACGGAAAACAGCCGAGAACGAGAUUGCUCAAUGUACACAUACAGAAACGGACGCCUUGAAGACGAUGUGCCUCCAGGCUCAGCGACUUUUGGACAACAUCAGUAGUAUCAAAUUUGAGAUUAGUGAGGAAUUCCUCAUGGGCGAAAACGUAAAGGCCUUGACACGGGUAGCCAACGCCGAGGUAACGACACUUCUCGAGCAGUCCAACCAGCAGUUUGUCGUACUUGAAAACGAGUUGCAACGGCAUAUCACGGAACGGUCUUACUCCGCUCAAAACAUGCUCAAGUCGAUCGGCGACGACCUUUUCCAAGUCGCUGAGGGUGUUUCGAGUCAUAUUCGACAGCUCAACUUCGACCUUCUCUACCAAGCCAUCGCACUCUACAAUGGGGAUCAGUAUUAUCCGAUCAAGGACUGGAUACACUACAGCUGGUACGGCUCCCUCGCCGUCACCGCCUUGGUCUGCUUGGCCUCCCUGUCCUUCCUAUUCGGGUUGUUCUUCGGAAUCUGCGGCCGUCGCCCGACGUAUUACAACGAUGACUGCUGCGUCAGAGCUACUGGCGCUAGCUUUUACUCAUGUGGUAUCUGGAUGUUACUCGGGCUUUUCACCGUCCUCUCGGUGUUGACCGUCACAUUGCUGCUGAUCUUUGGCAAUGCUACAAGUUUGGUGUGCAAUCCACUAGAUGAUCCGUUGAGUCACCCGGAUAUGAUGUCGUUGAUGGAACGCUACGUCGAAAUGGCCAAGCACAGCGAGCAGUGGAACCAAUCCGAACUUGGCCAAAUGUUGGACAAGCGAAGCCCAGUCGAAGUCAUCCGAGCUUGCCAGAGGAACGAGACCUUCUACCAGAUCUUCGACCUCGACAAGAAGUACCACCUCGCAGAUCUGAACAAAUUCGACCAAGAAGCCAUGAAACAACUUGAUGAACAGCUAGGAAAUGCUCUUGAUCAGCUACCAAUCGACCGGCCAAUCGGAGCCUUUGUCAGUCAAAAGGAGAUCGCCGAGCUACAAUCACUUUCCGACGUCAACAUCACACAGUUGUCUUCGGAAGGGCUGGCCAAGAUCAAGCAAAGCAUCGACUCCUUGGAUCUGAUGAGCAAACUCAACAGCUUCACGAGUGAUGCUGAUGCUCAACAUUCUGGAAGGCCACAGGCUGUCAGUUCCAUCAUCGAGCAAGUCCGGGAGAUUGACGAACGGAUCGCCCAGCCGCUGAGGAGUCGCUUGGAAGUCUUGUACAAAAACUUGACCGACUUGGAUACAAGGCUUCACGAGCUUCAAGUCCCGGUCUCAUCGCUGAUUGGGAAGCUGGAACACGCUCAAGCACUACUAUCUCAGGACGUCCGCUCCCACGUUGAACAGGCCGCCCGUGACGUCCUCAGGCAGUUGAUCAACACCUUCGAGCAGUACGUGGAGCACACCAAGUUCCAGAUCGAAAACGAUGUCUCUUCCUGCGGACCGAUCUCGGAUGUUGCACGAAAUUCAAGAGCUGCACUUUGUGGACAUACCAUCGAUCCUAUCAACGGCGCCUGGAUGUCGUUGCUGAUCUCCCUACUCGUUUCCUUCCCAAUCGUGCUGAUGGCUACCGCACUUCGAAGACUCUACAAUAAAAUGCACGCCUAUCCGAAAUACGUGGUCCACGAGCCAAAUUCGAUCGAUCACCAAAUGUCGUCAUUCGUCACGGAUAUCUAUGACGCCAGAAUAAAACCGGGCUAUCCAAACUACACGUACAUGGAUGACUACCACCGCCAUUAUCGA
Mesorhabditis spiculigera is the source of this 2628-nucleotide messenger RNA. The record is from the annotation of a GenBank genome assembly. Lineage: Eukaryota; Metazoa; Nematoda; Chromadorea; Rhabditida; Rhabditidae.